Aspergillus fischeri NRRL 181 is the source of this 708-nucleotide messenger RNA. Its product is annotated as lysozyme. Gene Ontology annotation, molecular function: lysozyme activity. Bases 1 to 708 code for a protein of 235 amino acids. Lineage: Eukaryota; Fungi; Ascomycota; Eurotiomycetes; Eurotiales; Aspergillaceae. The record is from RefSeq and is a predicted model, not a curated record. The transcript has 2 exons. Gene Ontology annotation, biological process: carbohydrate catabolic process; peptidoglycan catabolic process; cell wall macromolecule catabolic process.
AUGAAGUUCUCCAUUGCUGCUAUUGCCACUAUUGCCGGCCUGGCUUCGGCCCUCCCCAGUCAACCCGAAGCCCGCGCAACCACGAUCCAGGGCUUCGACAUCUCCAACCACCAGAAGAGCGUCAACUUUGAAGCUGCCAAGAAGGAUGGCGCGCAGUUCGUGAUGAUCAAGACUACUGAAGGCACGACCUACAAAGACACCGUCUUCAACUCACACUACACUGGCGCCACCAAGGCUGGCCUUCUCCGCGGUGGAUACCACUUUGCCCGCCCUGACAAGUCCACCGGCAGCACACAAGCCAAAUUCUUCCUGAAGAACGGCGGCGGAUGGAGCAACGAUAACCGCACACUGCCUGGGAUGCUGGACAUCGAGUACAACCCCUACGGAGCGACAUGCUACGGCCUCAGCCAUUCCCAGAUGGUCGCUUGGAUCCACGACUUUGUCGACGAGUACCAUCAUGCGACGAGUCGGUGGCCUAUGAUCUACACCACUGCAGACUGGUGGAAUCGCUGCACGGGCAACGCCAAGGGCUUCGGCGAUAAGUGUCCUCUGGUUCUGGCGGCGUAUAGCAGCUCUCCUCCCAAGACGAUUCCUGGUGACUGGAAGACAUGGACGAUCUGGCAGAAUUCGGACAAGUAUGAGCAUGGAGGGGACUCGGAUAAGUUCAAUGGCCCGAUGACGCAGUUGAGGAAGUUGGCCAGUGGUUAA